Thecamonas trahens ATCC 50062 is the source of this 1944-nucleotide messenger RNA. RefSeq names its product endonuclease/exonuclease/phosphatase family protein. Gene Ontology annotation, cellular component: PML body; cytoplasm. Gene Ontology annotation, biological process: double-strand break repair. Gene Ontology annotation, molecular function: single-stranded DNA binding; 5'-tyrosyl-DNA phosphodiesterase activity. Bases 40 to 1767 code for a protein of 575 amino acids. The record is from RefSeq and is a predicted model, not a curated record. NCBI's taxonomy places the organism in Eukaryota, Apusomonadida, Apusomonadidae. The transcript has 2 exons.
UGUUGCCUUGUUUGUGCGGGGGAUGGGGAGGGGCAGACGAUGGAGCAUGAUGGAUCCCUUGAGCUGCCCAAUGUGAGGUUGGAUCGCCUCCGGAUAGUGUCUUGGAACGUGUUCUUUGCAGACGGGUAUUGGAUCGAGCGGCUGCAUGCCGCGCUGUGCGAGUUGCGCGCCCUCGAUCCGCACGUCAUCUGCCUGCAGGAGGUCAUGCCGCGAAGCCUCAACCACAUUCUCGCCCAUGCAUGGAUCCGCAACAACUUUGUUGUCUCGGACGGCUCCGGCAAGACGCUGCAGCCGUACGGCGUUGUUAUCCUCUCCCGGUUACCUGUCAAACGGUUCAUUGCCUUUGAUCUUGUCUCGCGGAUGAACCGCAAGCUGCUGCUCGCUGAGAUCGAGGUCAACACCGCGGACAGCAUCGUUGUCGGCUGCGUUCAUCUCGAGUCGCUUCCCGAGUUUGGUGCCUUUCGUGUCGCCCAAAUCCUCGACAUCCGCAGUCAUUUGGAGCCGUACUGGGAGCAAGCGGCGCUGGUGGUGAUUGCCGGCGACACCAACGUGGCGACCGAUGCCCCGGAGGAGCUUGCGCUUGUUGCCACCCCCCUCAUUGACAUGUGGCCAAUGCUGUACCCGGACGAUCCCGGUUUGACCCAGGACACGGCAUCAAAUGAGAUGUUGCGCAAGAUCAAGCGCAAGGCCUUUCACGUCCGCUACGAUCGCUGUCUGUUCUUUGAGCCGGGUCACGUCGGUCUCGCCCGACGGCUCUCCGGCCCGCCGGUUAGUCUCAUCUCGGCAUCUGCAUCGCGAACUCGAUCGCUCACGCCCGACUCGGACUUGUCAUCCGCCUCGUCGUCGUCGGCGCCGCCUUCAAUGCCUGUUCUCGACGAGAUGGUGGCUCACCCUCAGCGGCCGCGAUGGCGGCCGGAGUACAUGGCUCGAAUCGGAACCCGCCCGCUGGCGACGCCCGAGCGCGGCGGGCGGUCUGACAAGAUGCGUCGGCUGUUUCCGUCGGACCACUUUGGACUGGUGGCCUCGUUUGCGCUGUCGGCGUCUGCUCAUCGGAUCGAGGCUGCGCGGAGCCCGGCGUGCCCCGGCUGGUGCCGAUUCUGGCGGAGCUCCGCGGAGACUGUUGCACAGCCGGGGCCAUGGAUGGGUCCCAGCAUUGUCGCCGGCCGAUCUGCGGUAACGACGUGGCCGCCAACAGGGUGCUCGCCGGCUGUCGGAUCGUCAUCGACGUCGUCGUCGGACUCGUCAUCGAACGCUGGCCUGGAUCUAUAUUGGCGGCCACAUGAAUGGGACUACGCCGCGCUAUACGCCAACUUUCCGACGCCGGAUGUCCUGCCACGAUCGGACGCGCACCGGCCGUCGUCGCACGACUUUUCGACUACUGCAGACGGUAGUGGCGGAGGAUGGCUCUGCUGCUACGGGAGCCGCCCUCGCAAGCGACGACGGAGGCGGAGGUCGCGGCAAUCGCGAUCGAGUGCCUCGGAGCGCGCAUUCUCGUCGUUGUCCGACUCAUCGUCACAGCUGAAGACGACGGUGACGCUCGAGACGCUUCCGCUGCCCGGGCCUGUCUUUGACGCCUCUUGCAGUGUGGCUUCCAGCCUCGAAUCGAGCUCCAGCUCGGGCAGCACUAGCGGGGUGUCGACCGAUGCGUCGGCGACGCAGACCUGCAGCAGUGACUUUGACCUGUCGGCGUACCGGACCGAGUACGUUGCGUAUCGGCGAAGGGAGCCGUCGGAGUCAUCGGCGUCAUCAGCGGCGUCGACUUGCUAGACGGCAGAUUGAGUUUAGAUCUGGAGCGUAUGGUGUACUACGACGACGUUGUGGCGUCGUUGACAUACUCGAGAGAGGCGGCGACGUGACGGAGAUCGCUUUCGAUGGCCCUCGCCCAGGCCUCGACGUCACCGAGCUCCUUGAGGGCCGAAUUGAACUUUUCGACGGCAGUCACCC